UCAAGAAGUCGAGCGGGGAAGGCGACGCAUGCGCGGCGCGUUUGUUGCGUUCUCGGUUGGGUUCAGCGCCAGUAACGUUACGCCCCGCCCUUUCCGGCGCCGUCGUCACUUCCGGAAGAGAGAUGCAGCCAGGCCUCAAAUCUCGUCCUGACCAGGGAAAUGGGGAUUCUGUGGAGCCACUCCUUGGAGGGGAGAAACCGUAUACAUGCCAGGAGUGUGGAAAGAGCUUCACUCAGAAUGCAAGUCUACGUUCACAUCAAAGGAUUCACACUGGGGAGAAACCAUAUACAUGCCAGGAGUGUGGACGGAGCUUCGCUUGGAGUGCAGCUCUACGUUCACAUCAAAGGACUCACACUGGAGAGAAACCAUAUACGUGCAUAGAGUGUGGAAUGCGUUUCAUUGAUAAUUCAGGUCUACAUUCACAUCAAAAGACUCACACUGGGGAGAAACCCUAUACUUGCCUAGAGUGUGGACAGAGCUUCUCUCAAACUUCAGGUCUACGUACACAUCAGAGGACUCACACUGGGGAGAAACCCUAUAAAUGCCUGGAGUGUGGACAGAGUUUUGCUCAGAGUGGAAGUCUACAUUCACAUCAAAGAACUCACACUGGGGAGAAACCCUAUACAUGCCUAGAGUGUGGACAGAGUUUUGCUCAGAGUACAGGUCUACGUUCACAUCAAAGAACUCACACUGGGGAGAAACCCUAUACAUGCCUGGAGUGUGGAAAAAACUUCACUGAGAGUGGAAAACUACGUUCACAUCAAAGGAUUCACACUGGGGAGAAACCCUAUACAUGCUUAGAGUGUGGAAAGAGCUUCACGUAUAAUUCAAAUCUAUAUUCACAUAGGAAGACUCACACUGGGAAGAAAUCCUAUACAUGCCUGGAGUGUGGUCAGAGCUUUACUCGUAGUUCAAAUCUACGUUUACAUCAAAGGACUCACACUGGGGAGAAACCCUAUAAAUGCCUGGAGUGUGGACAGAGUUUCACUCUGAGUGGAAGUCUACGUUCACAUCAAGGGACUCACACUAGGGAGAAAUCCUAUACAUGCCCAGACUGUGGGCAGAGUUUCACUCAUCAUUCAAGUCUAAAAAUACAUAAAAGGAUUCAUACUGGGGAGAAACCCUAUCCGUGCCUGGAGUGUGGAAAGAGCUUUACCCACAGUGGAAAUCUACGUUCACAUCAAAUUACUCACAUUGGGGACAAAUCCUAUACGUGCCUGGAGUGUGGAAAGAGCUUCAAUCACAGUUCUGGUCUACGUUCACACCAGAAGACUCACACUGGGGAGAAACCCCAUACAUGUCUGGAGUGUGGAAAGAGCUUUGCCCGGAGUGCACAGCUACGUUCACAUCAAAGGAUUCACACUGGGGAGAAACCCUAUACAUGCCUGGAGUGUGGACAAAGCUUCACUCACAGUUCAAGUUUACGUUUACAUCAAAGGACUCACACUGGGGAGUCCACAUUGGAGAAAAUUGAAGUAAAUUGACUGAAGUAAAAAAUCAAAAACUCCUCAAAGCACAGCAGACAAAAAAAACGAGUACAAGAAAACCGCACUACAAACUAGAGCUGACAGCUGGCACAACAAAACAUUGCAUGGAAAGUUCCUUGAGAAAAUUGAAGGAAAAGCUGAUAAGGAGAAGACCUGGCUCUGGCUCACGAAUGGGACCCUGAAGAAGGAGACAGAAGGCCUGAUCCUUGCAGCCCAGGAGCAAGACAUCAGGACAAAGGCAGUUAAGGCCAAGAUUGAAAAAUCAGCUGAUGACCCAAAAUGCAGACUGUGCAAGGAAACCGACGAAACCAUUGAUCAUAUCCUCAGCUGCUGUAAGAAAAUUGCACAGACAGACUACAAACAGAGGCACAACUCUGUGGCCCAAAUGAUUCAUUGGAACUUAUGCCUCAAGUACCACCUCCCUGCAGUAAAGGACUGGUGGGAUCACAAACCUGCAAAGGUUGUGGAAAAUGAACACGCAAAGAUACUGUGGGACUUCCGAAUCCAGACUGACAAAGUUCUGGAACACAACACACCAGACAUCACAGUUGGGGAAAAGAACAAGGUUUGGAUCAUUGAUGUUGCCAUCCCAGGUGACAGUCGCAUAGAUGAAAAACAACAGGAAAAACUCAGCCGCUCUCAGGACCUCAAGAUUGAACUUCAAAGACUCUGGCAGAAACCAGUGCAGGU
Messenger RNA from Anolis carolinensis (green anole), 2177 nucleotides. Its product is annotated as zinc finger protein 135-like. NCBI's taxonomy places the organism in Eukaryota, Metazoa, Chordata, Lepidosauria, Squamata, Anolidae. Gene Ontology annotation, molecular function: RNA polymerase II cis-regulatory region sequence-specific DNA binding; DNA-binding transcription factor activity, RNA polymerase II-specific. The record is from RefSeq and is a predicted model, not a curated record. The coding region runs from base 123 to 1484 and encodes 453 amino acids. The transcript is spliced from 2 exons. Gene Ontology annotation, cellular component: nucleus. Gene Ontology annotation, biological process: regulation of transcription by RNA polymerase II.